Scheffersomyces stipitis CBS 6054 is the source of this 1248-nucleotide messenger RNA. RefSeq lists its product as uncharacterized. Bases 1 to 1248 code for a protein of 415 amino acids. The transcript has a single exon. The record is from RefSeq and is a predicted model, not a curated record. Lineage: Eukaryota; Fungi; Ascomycota; Pichiomycetes; Serinales; Debaryomycetaceae.
AUGUCCUUAGGAGCAGCCUACUUAGACACGGAACCGAUCCGCCAUGCUUCUGAUCUCAUCAAUUCUAUGUUGUUGUCACGUGCAUACACUGAUCAGAAGAUCCAGUUCACAACUAUAGACUGGGAUGAUCUUAUACGAGAUCAAGUAUUGGACAACGAAGAAGUUCCCAAAAUUAAUGAGCUCAAAGUCACAGAGAAGUUGUAUGAAAACGACAGAGCAACUAUCAACAUUAUUCAUUCUUUACUCGUAGCAUUAGACAGAAAUCGUGGGCAGCAGAAAUUGUCCAACCAGACUAUUCAUCAGAAAGAUGCCACUAUAGAGAGUUUAAAAAGUCGAAUACUGUUGCUUGAAACACAAUUGGCGCAGUCAGAGAAUAAGGUGGACAAAUUGGUUCAUUUUGACCAAAACGAGUUGAACAAACGUAUCACAGACUUGAGUCGACACAAUAAGAUCCAGGCACAAGACCUAAAUAAGCUCAGGAAUUGGGCUGGAGAUAUAAAGACGAAGUAUAGAGUCGAAUUAAAAAAGAAGACGCUUGAGAUCAGCGAAUUGAAAAACAAACUUUUGGAAAAGAGAAAUCUUUCAUCGACUCUAGUUUACGGAAUACCGUCUUCUUCCAAUGGACAUGUUGGUGCAAACAAUGAUGAUUCAGCCACUAUCAAUGCCAAUAUAAUAUACAACAAUAAUCCCAUAAUAGAUAACACGAACACAUCCACUAAUAUUGUGAAUUCGCCUAUAACUCAACAGAUUCUAAAUCUGGAACAUGUUGAAUUGUCUUCAAAUUUCACUUCUGUGAUAGACAGCCUUGCUUCUGAAAAUUACAAGUUUUCACGAUUAAUUGAUUCCAUCAAUGAAUACUACUACGAGUUUAACAAUCAGCUCUCUGACGUUAAGUUGCGAGACAUAUCUGCGGUUGUUAUACCGAAUCCAUCAGAUAUAAUCGAUCUCCAGUCUAUUUCUAAAGUAGAACCUGGGGUAAUCCAGAGAUACCUAGACGAACUAGAAUCUUUCGAUGUUCUCUCCAAGCCUAUAUUGAACAACAUAUACAAAUUAUAUCAUAACUUGACGAAUCUAGUCUUCGUCUUGGGAAAUUCUUCUACGACAUUUUCGCCAGACAGAGAUAACACCAGAAGUAAACAACUAGAAAAGGACUUAGAUAUUAUGACAAGAAACUGGAAGGAUGCAUUGAAAACAGCCGAAAAUUGGCGAAACAUACAUCAAAAACAUAUUGAACAGGAGAAUAAAUAG